AUGAAGCUCACAACCACCACCGUUCUUCUUUCCCUGGUCGCUGGCGCCCUCGCUGGACCCCUCCUUCCAGUCCCCGUCGCCGAGAAGCCCGAUGGCGCCGUUGCACGCGGCGAAGCCGCUGUCCCCAACGUUUACCCACUUAAAGCCCGGAUGCCCGAGAAUGAAAAGCCCGCUGUCAGAGCUGUCGACGAGAAGGAGGAUUCCCAUGAUACCGAGGAGGAGGGACCCCACCAAGACGAGGAGGCUCUCGAUAAGCGUAACCCGUUUUAUAGGGUGCGGCCGGGGUGGUGGGGGCCGAAGAAUAAGAAGAAUAAGCCCAAGAGUCGCAAUUCUCAAGCAGGGCAAGAACUUGCAAAGGCCGAAUGA
This is a messenger RNA of Cordyceps fumosorosea ARSEF 2679, 366 nucleotides long. RefSeq lists its product as hypothetical. The transcript has a single exon. The record is from RefSeq and is a predicted model, not a curated record. Lineage: Eukaryota; Fungi; Ascomycota; Sordariomycetes; Hypocreales; Cordycipitaceae. Bases 1 to 366 code for a protein of 121 amino acids.